UCGAAAGGGAUAUUUAUAUUAAUAAUAAUACAUUUUAUUUGCCAGAUGCUUUUCAGGACACACAAUGACAUCUUACAUAAAAUCGAGUGCUGUACUAAAAUCUAUUUUAAUUUAGGCUUAUAUAAUUAAUUUGAAUUAUUAUUGAUUAUUUACUGUUAAACUAAUUUUAAAAAACUAAACAAUCAGCUUAUCAAUUUCUAAAUAAAGGGUGGGUUCUGUUAUCGUCAUUUAACAUUCAAACAGGUUCUGGCUUGUGUCACUUCAUACUGAUACCAUGUGCUGUAAACCGUAGCUAUUGCUGUGUUGGCUAAGCUACACUGUGUAGGCUACUCACUGUUAGCUAGCUAAGACUCACUAGUCAACUUAGCUAGCAAAAACAAGUAAAAUGGCCAAACAAAGCUCAGUGUACAUUUUUUAAAAGAGACCGUGCAUAGAAGAGGAUGUUGGAGAAUUUGCCAAGUUAUUUGAUAUCAGUGAUUUUGACAUGAAGGCCGGCCAGUCCCCCUGUAUCAAUCACUGAUUGCAUUGGUCUAAUCAAGGGCCUUAAAGAGAUUUUCAGUACAUUCAGAGACAACGAUCAGCACUUCAACAAUGUUUUCAUUCAACACUUUCAGAAAUCAUGCUCUUAACCACUAGACUGUAUCAGAGCAUCAUGUUCUAGUCUAAUAGGUCUAUGGUUUAUUAUGUGCCAUCAACAGAUUUCUGCCUACGCCACUGGAUGGAGGCAUUGUCAUCCUAUAGCCAAAAUAAUGGCCUGGACAGCAUUUUAUACAUGACCCUAAGCAUGAUAGAAUGUUCAUUGCUUGAUUAACUCAGGAGCCACACCUGAGUGGAAGUGCUUUCAAUAUACUUUGUAGGCCUUCCCUCAUCAACUCGUGUUUCCAUUAUUUUGGCAGUUAUAUAUAUAUAUAUAUGUAUGUGUGUGUGUGUGUGUGUGAAUUAACCAUAAGGUAUUGGUGUAUAAUAACCAUUUAAUAACCACAUCAGUAAAGAGCAAUUCAAAAACCAUUGUAAUUUGUCUUUUAUUUGCAGUUUAUCUACUGCACUGUGAAGUGUUUGCAGAGCCAGAGGAUAUGGUUGAUGUCCACUGAAUAGUUAAACACCUCACUUCAUUGUCUCAAAAAUGACUGUAAAAAUUUAAUGAAAACGAGCCAGGGGAUAGGUUGAUGUGCACGGAAUAGUUAAACACGUUACUUAAUUGUCUCUGUAAACGUGUAAUGAAAACGAUUGGUUGAUAAAAAGUAAACAUAUUAAACAUGCAGCUUGUCUGCAGUUAUUUGGUCAGGCCUCUUCGCUCCAGCUUUGACCAAUACCUGACAGUGACUCGAGAGGUUUCUAAACAUCGCACAUCCCGGAAUGUACCAAAGCCGGGGGUGGCAGUGAGACAAGAGAGAAUAAUACUUUCAGAUUUGAACACUGAAUGCAAGAAACAGGUUUACCCACCACGGUUGACUCGUUUAUUCAUGAAGACGUUUAAGUGACCUUGUGAGGGGCUUUUAUAGCUUGUGAAGAUAAAUCCUGCUCCUAAGCGGUCGUAGCUAUUCACCCCCCUUCCCCUAAGAGCAGGAAGUGCACUCUCCUAGCUCCGCUCGUGUGCAUUGAAUCAGCUGAGUUUGGGGAUGCCACCCCUUUGGGUUUAGCAGGAUCUGCUCAAGACAAAUUUGGGGAAUGGGAAACGCAAUCUAGACAGAACGGUUGGUUGUCGGUUUCUUCAAGCAGAACGGACGCUACAUCCAGACCUGUUAACCAUCACCGUUUUGCCGGGGUUGAGGGAAAUUUGAGAGCUUAAACCGGAGCUUGUUUUGCAGUUGACACACUCUGAGCAUGCUGGGACGUGAGUCAGGCAUUAUGGAUCCCGAGGAGCAGGAGCUGCAGAAUGACUACCGUUACCGUAGUUACGCGGCAGUCAUCGAGAAGGCCCUGCGGAACUUUGAGUCAUCCAGUGAAUGGGCCGACCUCAUCUCCUCUCUGGGUAAACUCAACAAGGCCCUGCAGAGUAACCUGCGCUACUCUCUGCUGCCCAAGAGGCUAAUCAUUGGGAAGCGUCUGGCCCAGUGUCUGCACCCGGCCCUGCCCAGCGGAGUGCACAUCAAGGCCCUGGAGACCUAUGAGGUCAUCUUCAAGAUCAUCGGCACCAAAUGGCUGGCCAAGGACCUCUUCAUCUACAGCUCCGGGCUGUUCCCGUUGCUGGGCCAUGCUGCAAUGGCAGUGAAGCCAGCCCUGUUGACGCUGUAUGAGCGCUACUACCUCCCCCUACAGAGGGCCCUACUGCCCAGCCUACAGGCCUUCAUCACUGGACUACUGCCUGGCCUGGAGGAGGGGGCUGAGGUUUAUGACAGGACGGAUGCAUUGCUACUGAGACUGUCUAUGUUGGUGGGCCAGCAGGUGUUCUAUGGGGCUCUGUGGGGCAGUGUGUUGGUCAGCCCUCUAGUCCGGCUGCCCGCCUCUCUCUUCAUCGUCACACACUUUGACCGCUUAACACCCCCGUACCAGCAAACACGCAUGCUGGGCUAUGACAACCGCCUGGUGGUGAAGGCGUUGUGUCUGUCUCUGCAGGACUCAAAUGUUCUGGUGCAGAGGAACAUGCUGGAGAUCCUGCUCUUCUUCUUCUCCUUGGCCACCUGCCUGGACCCAACCCAAGGCAGUAUUCCUAUGACUAGGGAGGACACGAUCAGAGUGGUGUCUGCUGCUUCCCUCACGCUGCUCCGCAGAGACAUGUCACUCAACAGACGCCUCUACGCCUGGCUGCUAGGCACAGAUAUUAAGGGGGGUAUGGUUGCUGCAGACCCUGACCUCUUCAUCUCCAUGGAAGAACACACAGCCUUCUACUUCAACACCCACUCCAGAGAACUCUUAGUGCAGGCUUUGAUCAACAUCUUGAAUCGGAAGGAUGUGGAGGCGGACCCGGAGAGCGUGAUUGGUUAUCUACGACCCUUCCGCAUCAUCAUCAGCCUUAUAGAUAAGCCAGAGAUAGGUCCUCUGAUAGUGGGCAGUGUGUGA
Messenger RNA from Oncorhynchus gorbuscha (pink salmon), 3000 nucleotides. Its product is annotated as protein dopey-2-like. The record is from RefSeq and is a predicted model, not a curated record. Lineage: Eukaryota; Metazoa; Chordata; Actinopteri; Salmoniformes; Salmonidae. Gene Ontology annotation, biological process: Golgi to endosome transport. The coding region runs from base 1825 to 3000 and encodes 391 amino acids. The transcript is spliced from 10 exons. Gene Ontology annotation, cellular component: endosome; trans-Golgi network.